GCCAGUUUUAUAGAGCCGGGGUGGAAUACCUUGGAGGGUGAUGGCUACAGGGGAUUUACACUCUUGUGUCUCGCUGCACUCAGAUGUAUAUAAGCACACGCACCGGCAUCUGUCCGUCCCCCAUUCCGGCUGAUACUCUUUGUCUCUUGAAAUCUCUCGAUCUUCGCUCUUUGCAGUUGUCAUAUCUAACGCAUAGCAUGGCAUUAUUCCUCUUCAAGCUGUAACUCCAAAGACGUUGGCUUGCAACCCUGAAGCAUCGACAUUGUGCCGAUACACCAUCACUGACCGGCGUUUAUAUACCCAACUCGACGCCCCAUUCGAUCCCAUUCAACUAUUACGAAUAACAAAUCACUUGCGCUCGGCCACCACCCCCAACAACACAUACAACCAAAAUGCUUUCGUACAAUACCCCUAUUUCUGUGAACGGGCAGAACGCUGGACCGACCGCCGGCAUGUCAGCGCGACCCCCAUUCAAGACAGUCGGAAACAACGGGUCUGCCAAUGGAGUGUCAUCCAAUGAUGCGGUGUCAGGAACAGGACGGCACGCUCCCGAGGAGCAGCAUAUCUGGCUAGUCACCGGACCUGCUGGAUGCGGCAAGAGUACCGUGGCAAGAUACCUAGCGGAAUCUCUACAUUGGCCUUAUAUUGAAGGUGACGAGUUUCACCCACCAGCCAAUAUCGAAAAGAUGAGCGCCGGUAUCCCCCUUACCGAUGCGGACCGCUGGGAUUGGCUCACAGCUCUGCGCGAGGCAUCAAUUCGAGCUCUUGAUCAGGGCAAUAGCGGCGUAGUUUUGACGUGCUCUGCGCUGAAGCGCAAGUACCGUGAUGUCAUCAGAGUGGCCCCCUAUUUCACCCCGAAUCUUCACCUUCACUUUAUCUACCUCGAUGCGUCCGAGGAGAUCCUCCUUCAAAGAGUCCUUGCUCGCCAAAACCAUUACAUGGGUGCCAACAUGGUCCACAGCCAGUUUGAGGCUCUCGAGCCACCAACGCCUGCCGAGACGGACGUGAUCCGCAUUGACGUGAGCCGUCCUGCCGACAUGGUUAUGGCAGAUGCCCUGAACCAGGUUCUUCAUACAAUUGAUGGAAUCCAAAAGGACCAAUCGCAAUGACGGCUUCGAUGACCUGCACCGGGGGGUCCAAGGAAUGGGGGGAAAAGGAGACACAAUGCACAACACCUGCAUAUGGCGCUAAGCCCUCGAGGUUCCUGAGCGGCCUGUUUGCCCCACCGUGGCAUGGCAUUAUCUUGGGAGUUUGCUUUUUCAUGUUGGAAGCUGUUUGGGCGUUUUGUUUUCAGGUCAUGUUUUUUUUGUUUCGAUGUUGAUUUUUCUUUUUUCUUCUUUUCAACAGGCGUACUUGCUUCGGAUGGGGUCAAAGGAUAUGGGCAGGGGAGAUCUGCGUACUGGAAGCGGAUUUUGGUUACUUUUGCUAGCAACGCAGAGCAUGGCAAUUCGCCAAAGCUCUGCAUUUUUUUUUUUCCCCGGUUGGCGUUGGUGUGGGAUGCUUUGCAAACAAGCAAGCAGGAGCAAUUGGUCUAUUGUUAUCAUGGAGGAAUAGCAAUUUUUCGGGACGGGUGUGUUCCCCAUGUAUCUUUGGGAAGCGAUGGCGAGGAGUAAGUACCGUUAAGGGUAUGGCUUGGUUCAAGGAGGUAAACAAGCACAAAAAGACUUAAAUGUUGGUUCAUGAACGGUGGAUUUAUUGUUUGUCUCCUAGUGAUCCCUCUACUGCUUCUCUCAUGCAUCGGUCCGCAUGCGAGCCCGUUGCCUUGAUCGUUCCACAGUUGACAGUUCCGCAUUUGCAGAAGCAUGCAACAGGCAGACGAAAGACCCGUGCUCCCAGGACUGACAAGCGUUGCACACAAGGCAAAUCAUCUCAAGGCAAAUUAACUCAAUGUGGAAUAUGGGCAAGUCAAAUUACAAAGCAAUUUUAGAGUC
Neurospora crassa OR74A is the source of this 1931-nucleotide messenger RNA. Its product is annotated as glucokinase. The record is from RefSeq and is a predicted model, not a curated record. Gene Ontology annotation, molecular function: gluconokinase activity. Bases 393 to 1109 code for a protein of 238 amino acids. Gene Ontology annotation, cellular component: cytoplasm. The transcript has 2 exons. Lineage: Eukaryota; Fungi; Ascomycota; Sordariomycetes; Sordariales; Sordariaceae.